AUGUCGUCCUAUAUUGAUACUACCCCGUAUAUCGUCCCCUUGAUGGACUUCGAAAAGAGUUUAGUCAUGGAAGUCCAGGCAUAUGUGGAUAAAGGGACCAUGAACCAGAGCAGUGACUUGAGGUCUUUUGAGAUCUGGAAAUGGAGUCAGCACUUGCAAGACCUCUUGAGAUAUUACCUUGAUACCGAAAAGGAUGUUUUACGUUUUGAGGCUGGCGGUAGCCGUUCUCGGGCAUAUGAAGCAUGUUUCUUUGGGCUUGAGAAUGACGGCCACUUCGCAAAGCAUCGUGCUCGUAUGGUGCAAAUUCGAAACGCGAACCUCACAUUUGUCGACGACUUGGCUGAGAAGCCGUCUUUAUCGAUCAGAGCAGUCCCUGAUCCGAAUGAUCAAGGAUAUUGGAGGACUGUGGACAGUAUCGUUGACAAAUUCGGCCGGCCGUGGGAUACUCCCGAUGAACUUGAUCCUCAUUGCGGAAAGUUUGACAUCUUCUCUUUGAUCCGCAUAUACUUCCUUCAUAGUCUGUCACCUCUCAGUGCUACUAUGAUUAGUGAUAGUGUCACCAACCACGAUGUCUUUCUUGAACACUAUACUGUUAGUCCUAACCAGAAGACCGGCCAUGACGAUACAUUUCAAGCCCAAGAUGCUUUCUUCCAUCGAACAAUCAAGAAAGCUAAGAAGCCUGCAGACAUACUCUCAGAUGAAGAGCUCAUUGGCGCUAUUCUUUCUCUUGCUCCUGCGAACAGGCCAUACCCUGAUCCGAGAAUGUAUCUGAGCUAUAUACCAUGGGAAGAUUUGAAUCACACACCCAAGACAACUCUAGAGGACGUCCUUUUGGGACCUGACAGGUAUCCAAUCAAUGAACAAGUCAUUGUGGGAUGGGUGACUUGGAAGCCACCUCGUGAUGGAUUCGCUUGUAACCAUCACCUAAAUGUUGAGGAUGAGACUUUUGCAUACACAUUGAGGACUGGUUGGAAUCUUCCUGGCCACAGUGUUGGCGGCAAAAUAGUAUUCUCGCUGACUCAACUCGAAGACAGCAAGCUUAUCUCAGAGCUAGAUAGCUAUUGGUCGACCUGGAAUGACUGUGCAAUAACAAGAAGCCCCACCGGUGAAGUUUUCGUUCUAGAGACAGUACCCGGCUUACGAUUCAGAGGUAGAGCAGCUAGAUUUGAUCAUGACACUGCUAUAGCUCAUCUUAGGAACAUGAUCGAAUCUCAUGCCUCGGAAACGCUGGAUCGAGCCUAUGUCAAAGAACUACUUGGACUAGAGCCUGGAUACAAACCACUGUUCGAAAACUCUUUAAGAGUCAUUCCUGCAGAGCAACUAUCCCCAGUUGAUUGGAACCGUCCUGUCGGGUCAGGACGCAAUGGUAGAGUCUAUGCAUCGGCUUGGCAACGUCCAGGGGGGGUUCUUUCUACGGCAAGGCCUUGCCAAAUUGAGGUUGUUUUGAAAGAGAUCACGCCAAAUGACCGCCAGGUUUCUUUUUCGUUACAGAAGUUUAUGAAAGAGUUGGAUUCAACGUACGCAGCCCUUGGCUCACAGCCAAUGUGCUGUGUCAAGUUUUUUGGGAUCACCCAAAUGAGCCUUCUGGUAGACGAGAAACCUAGGCUGCUCUUUGUAUUUGAGCGUGCCACUCGUGGCCACGUUGAGCCAUUCCUGCUAUGGCAUUUAUCGCCCCUUAGAUUCUAUGACUCUUGGAGAGCACUAGCAGAUUGCUUCGUUUGUGUCGCAACUGGCCUAGCAUUCAUUCAUCAACAUGGAGUCGUUCACAGGGAUUUGCACUUAGAAAAUAUCCUUGUUAUGGAUAAAUUCUACCCAAACGACGUUGAAAUUCCUCACGAGUUCAGUUACCUCAUUAGUGACCUCGGUGAAGGAAAACAACUGACCCAACAACUAACAAGUAUGAUCAGCAGUGAGACUGCUUUUGCUAGCUAUGGUGCCAUUGACUUUCGAGCACCUGAACAAUUACUGGGCCUACCCAACAUAGACGCCUUUGCAGCUGAAGUCUUUACUUUCGGCAUUGUGGCAUGCAAACUUCUGAACUGCAGAUCCCUUGUUAGUUCAGUCGAAGUACCAAGCUACAUCAGAGCUAGUGCAUCAGAAGACAUCGCUGAACUCAAUCAUGGAGAAACUGAGAAGAAGGAGCUUCAAGACGGGCAUAUUGUUCCGCGAGCAAUCCGUAGCAUCAUAUCACGCUGCCUGUCGUACAGAGGUUCUGACCGACCCGAUAUGAGCCAUGUUUUGAGUGAGUUGGAGGACAUUACGUCAACGUUCACGGAAGACAACAUGGAAAAAGAAGAAGGGCGAACUGUGGACUGGUGUUACUGGGAUUGGGAGGCAACCUUCCGUGCUGCACUGACUGACUACGAUUCUGACUCGGACUCAGAUUCUUCCGAAAGUUCUGGAUCUUCCGACUAA
Molecule: messenger RNA, 2415 nt
Organism: Fusarium mangiferae
Lineage: Eukaryota; Fungi; Ascomycota; Sordariomycetes; Hypocreales; Nectriaceae
Exons: 5
Coding region: 1-2415 (804 amino acids)
Biological process (GO): protein phosphorylation
Molecular function (GO): ATP binding; protein kinase activity
Source: RefSeq, a predicted model, not a curated record